Molecule: messenger RNA, 1035 nt
Organism: Hydra vulgaris (swiftwater hydra)
Lineage: Eukaryota; Metazoa; Cnidaria; Hydrozoa; Anthoathecata; Hydridae
Source: RefSeq, a predicted model, not a curated record
AUGCUUGAAAGGUUCAUUGAGCAGAAAAAAGCUAUUACAUUGUAUUGCAUUACCAAAAAUCAAACAAAUGCAAAAAAUCCUACGGAAAAUCAAUGGCAACUUGCUGAAAUGCUUGUAUGCAUAUUAAAACACUUCGAAAGUACUACAAAAGACAUGAGUAAAGAAACUGCAUGUAUAUCAGAGAUUAUACCAUUUAUCUAUGCAAUGGAAAAGUUUCUAGACUACGCUUGUGACACGGCAACUGAAAUAAAAACUGUUGUUGAUGAACUUAAGAAAGAUUUUAACUGUCGUUUUCAAAAAUACAAGGAUAAUGUUGAUUUAAAAAUCGCGAUGAUGCUUGAUCCUCGUUUCAAGUUAAAGUUUGUUGAAGACAAAAAUCAUAAUAUGUUUAAAGAAAUACUCCAUUUAGAGUUCUACCGUUUUUGUUCCAAAUCUCAUUUAGAACAAGUAAAAGAAAUUGAAUUUGGUGUAGCAAGAGGUAGUGGAUCAGACUCAGAAGAAUCAUUAAGUUCAUUUUCAGAAUCUAAAAUUCAUGAGUCCAACUCAGAUUUUGAUGGCCAUGGCUCUCCAUUAAAAAAAAAACAACUAAUGAGCAUGAACAUAUAUAGCUUGUUCCACCAAAUCGGUGCAAAUGAGUAUGCUCUACAAAAUUCAGAAAAUUCUGACGGACGGAGAAAAAAGAAAAAAAACACUAGUUCAAUGGGAAAAACUCUAACUGUCAAAGAAAAAUGCACCGAUGAAGUCAACUUCUACUUGAGCCUUCCAAUACUGCCAAAGAAUGAAUGCCCUUAUAAGUGGUGGAGUGCAUACCGUUACACUUCCUCUGAUAAAGAUACUUACAAGUUGAAUUUGUCAAAGUUUUCAAAGAAAGUUUUGUGCGCGCCUCCUUCAUUUGUAAAAAGUGAACGCUUAUUUAGCACAUCUGGAAACAUAUUUGAAGCAAAAAGAAACAGACUAUUACCCGAACAUGGAGAACAGAUUGCAUUUUUAAAUUGUAAUAUGCCUGCUUUCAUUGAACAAAUUUUUAUUAACUAA